Molecule: messenger RNA, 885 nt
Organism: Echinococcus granulosus
Lineage: Eukaryota; Metazoa; Platyhelminthes; Cestoda; Cyclophyllidea; Taeniidae
Exons: 6
Coding region: 1-885 (294 amino acids)
Source: RefSeq, a predicted model, not a curated record
AUGAGACAAGCAAAUCCAUUUCUUAGAAUUUUUACGACCUUGGGAACAUCAGGGAAAAUAAUUCCUAAAGCAAAUCCUAGAUUCCAUUCAGCACAUAAAGUGCAACUAGAAAGUACAAAAACCCAACUUUUUUGCAUUUUCACUAGAAUAAAACUAAGCGUGACUUUGCCUUCUCAUUGUUUUAUGCCAAUUGUGAAUAAGCAUACGGUAAUUUUUUGUCUGCCACACCACCUUCAUUUAUCGCAAUAUACAUAUAAUCAAGGGAAUAACAAUUUGGCUUUUGCUUCACCACAAUGCCCGAAAAAAGGAAUUUACCUACCGAAACACCUAAUAUUAUCAAAGUUAACUUAUAUUUUAUGCAGCAAUUUAAAUGAAAAAAAUACCACCAGGAGAAGGGUGAAAUCAACUGAUCAGCUAGAUAAUCCAACACCUAUACUAUCAUGUUUGGGUGUCCUUGCUUCUCCAGCUGAGAAAUUACAGGAGUCCCUCAAGUCUCAAAAAGUCCGUCAUUGUACAGGCAAUUAUCACUAUUUACAUUUAAACUGUAAAAGGUAUCCUUUGGUUUUUAAAGUGGUUAAUUUUGAGGCUGAAUGUGGAAAUGAAAAACGGUGGAAAUUUUUUGGGAGGAAAAUAUUCUUGAUGCCAAAAGACGAUUCACAGAAAAUCUACGUUGACCCGCUGUGUCAAUCAGGUUCAAGAAAUCCCUGGUCCUUAAGCACACUACAACAACUACCACCAGAAUGUUUUUCAGAUUUCCUCCCAAAAUAUCAGCCAGGAGAACGAAAAAACCCAUUUCAUGUGCAUUUUAUGUAUGCCAAAAUAAUCCAAAUCCCACCUCAUAUUAUUUUUUCCCCAACUUUUAACUUGGUCAUGUUUUUGAGGUGA